Messenger RNA from Ostrea edulis (European flat oyster), 7292 nucleotides. Its product is annotated as NACHT and WD repeat domain-containing protein 2-like. Lineage: Eukaryota; Metazoa; Mollusca; Bivalvia; Ostreida; Ostreidae. The transcript is spliced from 9 exons. The record is from RefSeq and is a predicted model, not a curated record. Gene Ontology annotation, molecular function: protein binding. The coding region runs from base 583 to 5556 and encodes 1657 amino acids.
GGGACAAGAACCGUUGGUUACAGUGUUAAGUCGGACUUCGAGAAGUGACAGACGGGACAUCUAACUGGAAGGCAAAAAACCGUGAAAAAUUCCGCGUAACACAACAUUUAAAAAGAUACUCGACUGGGAUUGACCAAAAUGGAAAGCAGGAAUUAAUUUCUAUUGAUAGUGCAAUUUUUGGUGACCUACGAUACAGAGCAGUGUUCAGAGCGUGGACGUUUUCGACACGUGCGUAGAGACCAUAUGAUAUUUUGAUAAAGUUGGUGGAAUUGCUGCCGUCGAAAUUUAGACUUUGUACAGCUCUUUAUGGUGUAAUUAUACCUGUUUGCCUUGUGGCAUUAUACAGUCGAGCUGGUUUUUAAAUUCAUAUUCCAAUCUGUAUAAUUACAACUACUAAAAAGUUUGCCGGCACCUUUCACAAAUCGAAUUUAAUAAAUCUAUAAUCGUAUUGGAUGAUACUGUGUGUUUACACAUGGACUCCGGGGGAUUUAAACGUUGUAGACGGCUACCAAAUGUGUGUACACUGAUUUCUUAACCCAUCAUGAACUACUGAGCGAGUGUGUAUAUCUUACGACACCAGUUAUGGAGGGCUCGGAUGGAGCUGGUUCCGAGGUCGGCGUGGAGGUAAACACGGAAGAGGAGGACAAACUAUGGCGGGUCCUCACAGGAAAUUUACACGACCUACCGCCCCUCAGCUCCAAGAUCGUUCGGAUUUUCACCAGCUCCACUUUCACGGAUACGACUAUCGAGCGGAACUCCCUUAUGGAAAAUGUUUAUCCGAAAAUCAAAGAAUAUCUCCGAGAGAAUUAUGGAUUGGAAUUCCAGGUUGUGGACAUGAGAUGGGGUGUUAGGGAUGAAGCCACAGACGAUCACAUGACCACUCAACUGUGUAUGCAGGAAAUCGACAACUGCCAAAGACUUUCGAUUGGUCCAAAUUUUAUCGUCUUUCUUGGUCAGAAAUACGGUUAUCGACCUCUACCAACGAUGAUUGAUGCAGCGGAACUAGACAUGAUGCGUGAAUGUGUGCGUGAUGUCCCGGCGGAGGUAGAGUUACUGGAUAAGUGGUACAAGAAAGACGCGAACACGGUGCCACCUGUUUACAUAUUGCAGCCAAUCAGCACGAUCCUUACAAACUUCAACAACAAGAGACAUGCCAAAUUACAAGAGGCGGAUCAAGCGGAGUGGUGGGACACGUUUGGUCGGUUAUGUCGUAUCUUAAGAAAGGCUGCCCAGGUUCUUUUUAUCGCCCGGAAACUGGACAAGGAUCAAAUGCACAAUUAUUUCAUGUCAGUGACUGAGCGAGAGGUGGAGCGUGGAAUCCUAAAGGCCAAAGAUGUUUCCGACCAUUGCCUCGCAUAUGUACGGGAAAUUUCUAACAUAAACGUCCUGUUCCGCUUUGCCGCCAAAUUCAUUGAUUUUGCUGCCAGAAACGUAGAUGGUGAAGCACAAAAAUUUUUGAAAACACUUCGAGAUGAAAAACUUCCUGCUAAAUGUCCAGCUACUAAUUUAGUGAAAUACGCAGUGGACUGGAACGGGAAGGAGGGGAUCGACCCCGAAACACAUGCAGAAUAUCUCAAGAAUUUUCAGGAACACUUCUAUUCGUCAGUGACGCGUCUUGUAGAUGAAGCAAUGGCAAAGUAUGAGAAGCUUUCAAGUGACGCAGUUUACACUGAACAGCUACAACAUCUACACGCUUGUAACAACUCAUGUAAAGUGUUCCAAGGACGAGAUGAUAUCGUCAAUAGAAUCAAAGCAUACAUCCAAGGACCUUCCAACAAGCCAUUUAUCCUGUAUGGUGAAAGUGGUUGUGGGAAAACCUCCUUGACAGCGAAAGGAGCUAGCAUGUCAACGUCUUGGUGGCCAGAGAAUACGGAGGCGGUACUUGUUCUACGAUUCCUCGGAACUACACCCAACAGCUCGAGUGUGAUUCCACUCCUUGUCAGUCUGUGCAAUCAAAUAUCUUUUAUCUACGGCCAGCCCAAAGAUGAAAUUCCAGCGGACGAACUCUCGCCCUUAGUACAACACUUCAAAAAACUUUUGACAUCCGCCACUGCAGAGCGCCCGCUUAAUAUUAUAUUGGAUUCUUUGGAUCAGCUCUCUGGAGCUGACGGGGGUCAUUCCCUAGCGUGGCUGCCGACCAAUCUUCCCGAGAACGUUAAACUCAUUGUUUCCGCUAUACCUAGCAUGUACAACCUCCUCGAAACCCUACAAGCCCUUGUAGAAGUACCGGAAAAUUUCGUCCAGGUUCUUCCACUAGGAGAAAACUUAGGUGGUACUAUUCUAAAGUUCUGGUUAAAGAACGCGAGUAGAGAUAUAAGUACUGAACAGUGGGAGAUUGUUAACGAAGCUUUAUCAAAGUGCAAUUUGCCCUUGUAUGUAAAACUUGUAUUUGACGAAAUAUGUCGCUGGAAGUCUUACACGCCAUUGAAACAGACACAACUGAAUUUCACAAUUCAUGACACAAUUAUCAAACUGUAUGAACGAAUCGAAAUUCAGCACGGCAAAACUCUCGUUGCACAUGCUCUUGGAUACAUUACAGCGGCGAAAAGCGGUUUAUCUGAGUCUGAACUUGAAGAUUUGCUUUCAUUGGACGAAAAGGUCCUGAAUGACGUGUAUCAGUAUCACUUACCGCCUGUGCGUCGUAUUCCGCCUCUUCUGUGGACACGAAUUCGCAGUGACCUUCCUCACUAUUUGAGUGAAAGAGAAGCGGACGCCGUCAAUGUCAUCAAUUGGUACCACAGACAGUUUAUUGAAGCUGCAAGGGAAAGAUAUUUCAAGAACUUGAAUUUUGUCAGCGGCAUGCAUGCUAACAUAGCCGAAUACUUCCUUGGGUUAUGGGGAGGUGGUGUUCCAAAGCCCUUUACAUACUCGGAGCAACAACGCAGAAUGUUUCAUCUGGCUGACCUGAAUGGUGAAAGCGACCGAAAGGUUCCUGAACAGCCAUUGGCAUUUUACAACGAGCAAGGGGAAGUCAUUCGAUACAAUUUACGAAAACUAAAUGAGCUUCCGUUUCAUUUGAUCCGCUCUCACCAGUACGAAGAACUUUACAAUCACUGCCUUUUCAAUUACGGGUUUCUACACUCCAAAUUGAAUUCAAUGCCUCUGCAAAGUGUUCUAGCUGAUUUCGAAGACCUUAUGGACCAUGUGUUCCAAAAGGAUGCGAAACUAAUAGCUGAUGCAAUAAAACUGUCCAGUUCGAUUCUCGGUCAUUGCCCGGACAUGUUAGGUCCACAGAUCAUUGGUAGACUGCUGCCAUACUACCAACAGAACACCAAUAUUCGCAGCCUCAUUCAGCAAUGUGACAGUGAUGGUUUAGAGCACUGUGCUUUAGUUCCGGCUCAUCACUGCCUACACACCCCUGGUGGACCGUUGCAAUAUUCUUUAGAAGGUCAUCCAUUCGCGCCAUUUGGAAUUGGCACAACAUCCAAUGGGAAAUACUUGGUUUCAGUGUCGAAUAAAUUCAUCAUAUGGGAUCUUGUUACCAGUGAUAUAUUUCGACAGAUUGUACCCGGCAUUGGUGGCAUAAUGCAAAAUCUCGUCAUCAGCGAAAAUGAUAAAUACGCUGUCAGUUACACCAACAACAACCAAGUCGUUGUCUGCACGAUCAUGACAGGCGAUUUCCUCGUUCUAUCUCCAGAUAUCAAAAAGAAAGAUGAAUCAAUCAUUGGAACCUGCGUUUCGUUGACGCACAUUGCGACAUGGACAACCUCGUUAUGGUAUUUGUACACUCUCAAUGGCAAACUUAUUUCAAGUCACGUCAUUGAACUUAAAAUGCCACUGCUGUCAGUAGAGUUUGGAACAGAUAACAAGACUUACUUGAUUGUCAGGAGCGGAACCGAUUCAGAAUCGGACAUGGCGCUGGAAGUGCACGAUAAAUCGAUAUCGCCAUUUGAGUUCCACAGCGCAGUAGCGGUAUCGAAAGACAAAAUGCGUGUGUAUGCUUGCAUUGCUAUAAGUGACAACGCUAUAGCUGUAUACAAAAGGGAAAGCGACGCUUGGAAAUACGAUCGAACAUUGGGUGAUAAUUACGAUGCAAUAUUCUCAUUAACUCUUUCACAAGACGAGAAUUAUCUUGCAGCUACAAUUGCAAGUGGCUUUAAGCUUUGGAAUUUGCAAAAAGAUUCGCUAGUGAAAUUAAGUCUACCUCCACGAACCAGAAACAUUCCAAAUAAGAACCCUCUCAUUUCCCUUGUGGUCUUCACGAAGCAGAAUCACUUUGUUGUCGCUGCAGUUAGAAAGAAUUUGUAUGUCUGGGAUACAAAACAAGGGAAUAUGGUUAAAGUUUUGGACGCCCAUUUUGGCCGAAUCAUCUCAAUCGAUGCUGUGACGUCAGGAGGAAAUAAAAUCAUCUCUGCUUCCAUUGACAAAACCAUCAAAGUGUGGAAUUUUGACAACAUUUUGGAGGAUGUGUAUUCCAUCGAUCGUUUAGAAAAACCAAUUGAAUUCAUCCACCUCUCAGAUGAAAGUCCAUAUGGCGUAACGACAAGUCGAAAUUGUGUUGGAGUUUGGGAUCUAAAUACAGGAAAAUUGGUGUACACAUUGGAAACGAGAGCAGUGGUGUCUUUGGCGAGAAUAACGAGAGAUGGAAAAAAUGUUGUGGCAGCAGAAACCGGAAAACUCCUCUACUGGGAAGUCGAUCAAGAAUCUUCUUUCAGGUCCAUCCUGCAAAAGGAUGUCGCCGUCCUUUUCUUUGCUGAGGAGGACAUGCGUGUGAUAGCAAUAUCGAAACAAAUUGGAAACAAAGCGCUUUGCAAGGCGUACACAUUUCCUGAGGGAGAAACAAUAUUUUCAAUCGAAUACAAUUACAAAAAUUUCAAAGGUGGCUGCAUUACUAAAGAGGGUAACUUUCUAGCUCUACCUGGUUCGGAUAAAAGUGGCGAUGUGUUGGGAGUAUAUCAAGCAAAAACAGGAACUCAUUUGUACAAUCUACAGUUGAAAUAUACAAACUAUAAGGAGCUAACCGGAAUUCGUGCAAUGCCCCAUGAUACAAAUCAGAUCGUAAUCAUUGAUGAAGAGAAAGGAAACAUCCUUGAUUUGAAAAAGAAGACGCUUGUCAGAUCCGUCUUGAAAUGGAAUGGGAUGGCUAUGAAAACUGGGAAAACAGGUCUUUAUGCUCCAAACCGAGGUGGCCUUGAUCUACUAGAUCUAAAAUCGGGAAAGACUGUCCGAACGUUGAUCCCACGUGUGGCAGAGGGUGUGUUUAGUAUUGAUGUCAUGUUCACAGAAAACGACAAACACGUUGUGUAUUAUCAUUCUGGUCAUCGCACACUCCGCGUGUUCCGAAUAUCUGAUGGCAAAAGGAUCGCCAACUUUAAGGCACAUGCGGAAGUCUCGUAUAUGGCAGGAACGAUGGAAGGAGGGACAUUAGUAAUCGGAGCAGUUGAUGGUAGUUUAACAAUUCUCACCAUUGCGGAUCCGGAGUAUGAAGAAAAUGUCGAGUUUCUGCAGUCUCUCCCUAGCAGACAUCUAGCAAGAGCUGCCAAUGGACUUCCUGGGGAGGGUGAAGUAGUGACAGGAAAGAACAGCAUGGGCACAGCACUACAGGUUGCAAGAUGAGGUGCAACGUUUGAAAGGUUUCCGUGAAGAGGUGAUAUGAUACUUCUGGAUUCCUGAAGACUAACUGCAAUAUUGUCAAAUCGUCAUGGAAAUGUUGACAUUACAGGGCGUGUCCCGAUUACGAGUUAUAUUUCUUUUGCUAUUGUUUCUAUCACACAUAACAUAACUAGAAAAUGACUACGUUCUCACCUCAUGGAUCCGCCUCUGAUCUACGACUCCACGGACACACAUAGGAUAUUGAUAGGUGAUAUACAGCCUGCAAGCGAGAUUGUAUUUUCCGUAUGGAAAAUCUAAAAAUCAAAUGUAAUUUGUCUCACAUAAAUAUAACAUCUAUCCAAGGUAUAUGCAUACAUGCAACAGUACGAAGAGGAUUUAUAUAGCCUAGGUAUAGUGCCUGCUGUCCGACCCUAAUAUGAAUUAUCAUGUUAAAGUACUGUAUAAUUUUUUUUAAUGUACAAGUAAUGCAAGUGUAUGAAAAUGCACUUCUUUUACAAAAAAUAUAGAUAAGAGAGUACAUUUAUUUACAUGUAUAUAGAUAUUGUGUAGAGUACAUAUGUCGCGAGGCUAUACCGAGUGAAAAUUUACACUUUCUGAAGGAGCAAGAUAAUGCAAAUUUUAAAAUCACAUUCGAAGAAUAUGUAACGUAUUUAGCAUGGAAUUAAUAGCGUAAUAUGUCGUAAUUCGUAAUCACCAAUUAAACAUAAAUCAUGCAUGACCCUGCCGUGGUUUAACGUGCGCGCAACCAAAAAAGACAUGCGCCUUCAUUUUCUCUACCCAGAGUUCCGUGCGCUACUCGCACUAUACCCCUGUCAACGCUCAAUUUACAGAAAUCUUAUAAAAGUCUCUAAUAUCCAACAUUUAUGUGGUGUAUGAAAAGAGGUACACGUAUAAACUGUUGCCAGAACUUUUAAAAGGAAAGGAAAUUAAAAUGACUGUUUAUAAACAGCAUGCGAUUGUAUUGUCACGUGAUUCCAAGCGUUGACAGAGGUGUAAGUGAAGCUUGCGUAACGCGCCCUCUGGUGAGAGAAUGGCACCUUUAUGCAAAGGCUACUCUAUAGACAGUGCGUCAUAAUCUAUACAUACAUUGUAUUAUAUGAGAUAGAUACAUAUUUCAUGUUGAUGGAACGUGUUUGGCAACAUGUAGUAGUCCUUCCACUAAUCAUAGUACUUAAAAAAAAACUAUAGAUCAAUUACGUACAUGUAUAUCUUAGAUAAUCAGAAAUGUAUUUGUUUUGUAUCUAGGCCAAUGUCAUUGUAAUGCAUAGCUUUAGUACGCGUAUAUAUUAACCAUAGAUUUUUAAUGGUAGACCCCCCCCACCUUUCAAAGAUUCCUGGAUCCGCCCCUGCAUAAGAUAGAUUACCGAGUAAAGAAAAACAAUAGUCAACAAAAAGCAAACAAACAAACAAAUACAAAAGAAAACUAAUUUUCAUCGCGAUGAUUGAAAUCAUCGUUACUACACUUUCAAAUUUAGAUAUUUAAAAUCAUAGUGUAUGCCUGUUGCGUCCCGCCAUCUGUUGUAAAAAUCUAUUAAGUUAGAUAGGCAAAAUGCAUGUAUAAAAAUAAAGACUAUUUGAAAGGCAUAUUGUCACUGUGUUCAUUUUUUAAUCAAUGAAAUAUUUCAUCAAACUUUGUUGAAGGAUGAAAGUUUGAUCAUAUUUCAAGUUCAUGUAAAUCCAUUUCAAGCAGAGAACCACUAUUCGGAGUUCAUGUUCAUGUAUUACAUUUGGAAUGGGUG